CAGAGCCUCUUCUGAGAAGGGAGCACCCGUGCCCAUAAAGACUGCAGAGAGGCAAAGGCUCAAAAUACCAGAGCCACUGAGGAAGGAACUGCUCCAGAAGCCUCAAGCCUCUCCUGCAGAGGGUAAACCCAUGUCUUCCAAGUCCCCAAAGGAAGCACCUUUACCUGACAGGAACCCUGUUCAUACAGGGACCUCACAGGGAUCAGGAGUGCUCUCCAGUUCUCCACUGCCCACUGGGUGUCUGAGGGAAGCAGCAGUACCCACCAAAACCAUGAAGGCAAGAAAAAGGAGGCUUGCUGAGCAACUGAGCAUGCCUAUCUCUUCCACUGAAGGAUUACAUAUGCCCUCCAGGACCUCAAAAGUGGCACCUGUGUAUUCUGGGACCUUACAGGGAGCCCUUGUGACCAGAAGCUCCCCAAGACUGGAAGCAAACCCAAGAAUCAAAGAGCAGCAGAAGCGGAAGCGCAGGGAGCAGUGGAGACAGCAGCAGAGACAGCGGAGGCAGCAGACGGCAUCAGACAAUAUAGAUGUGUGUGAGCCUCCACAAAAAAUACUCUGUGUGGAAAUCGACAAGGUGCCACUGAAGCCUAAACUGUGGAAGCAGAACCAUCAAGCCCCACAGCUCAUGUCCCAGCUCACCCUGAAGAUGGACAAUGUAGGUGUGAGCUGGUCACCUCCAGAAAAAAGGGAGCGCAUGGCGAGCAAAAUCAGAGAUCAACAACUGGGGCCAGGCUUAAAGCAUUUAUGUAGUAUAUUCAUAUGUUUAACGGAAUAUUUAAAUAUUUAG
Carassius auratus (goldfish) is the source of this 787-nucleotide messenger RNA. RefSeq lists its product as uncharacterized. Lineage: Eukaryota; Metazoa; Chordata; Actinopteri; Cypriniformes; Cyprinidae. Bases 131 to 787 code for a protein of 218 amino acids. The record is from RefSeq and is a predicted model, not a curated record. The transcript has 3 exons.